AUGGAAGAGGCUUGCAAAGCAGAGAAAUCAAGGGGGAAAACUCUGGAACCGUCCAGUGUGACACAGCUUCCAGAGAGCACCAACUGCCUCGCGUGCUCGGAAGACGGCAGGUACCUCGGUCUGGGUCACUCCCAGGGCUUGUCUGUGUGGCGUGCCUCUUCUCUGAUCCAUGCUGCAGACUGGCUGGAGGACGGACUGGAAAUUACAUCUAUUCAGAUGACCAGAGUGGCCGAGACCGCCUACCUGCUUGCCACUAUUGAUGAUAUGGGUGUUGCCAGAGUCUUUGCAUAUCACUGUGACAGCAUCCACCUCCUCAGUGUUGUUAACGUCAUGGAAGAUAUCAACAAAAGGAGCAUUUGCUUGACCUUUGAACUAUCUCAAGGGGGACAUUACGGAGCUGCAUUAUUCAGUUGUAAUGGUGCUGGCUGGCUCGAAGUCUAUCACUUCCCCUCAGAAACCUGGCUGAAAGAGUUAGAGAUGGCAGUCUCCAAGACGCAGGAAGCAAACUCUUCUCCAGAUGUGGGUGUAAAAUGGUCUCCAUUGUCAGCGGCAACUAUAAUCAAGCCACACAAAAUUCCAGCAGGGACAGCAUUAGAAGGUCCAGAGAAGGUGCAGACAACAGACUUUUUGAUACACUAUUUGGCUGUGGAUGUAGACAACAUGAGUCGCCAAAGGGAGGAACAGUCUUUGAAUACAGAUGAAGAAAAAACAAAAGAAAGAAAUGAAUGCCCAAGACGUUGCACCCAGCACUUUCUUCUGCCUUGUGGUCAGUUUCCUGGUGACAUUAAAGCAAAGACUCAGCCAGAGUUGCCUGUUGCUGUCUGUGUGUGGUGGAGUGGCAGUCACAAUCUUCUUCACUAUUUGCUGCAAAAAGCACAAAAGAAAAAACCCGCGGAUGUUGAACCCUUGCCAGAUGUAGUGUGGCCAAAUGCGAAGGAAAUCCUCUGCUCUGCUGUCAGUAGAUGCACCCGUUACAUAGCUCUUGGGCUCAAUAAUGCUUUGUUGUGUGUCUGGGACAGACAAUCUGGGUCUCCACUGUCUGUUAUCUUAAUGUUAGCAACAGACAGUGCCUUCUUCAGGGUGCAGUUUGUGGAUUACUGGCCUGUGUCUACUGAUGCUUCCCAGACUUCUACUGCAGCAGAAGUCCAUGUUUUGGUGGUGUGUAAAAGUGGAGCAAUUCACACAGUCACCACAGGACGAGGGACUCAGUCCUGCACAAUGCUGCUCAGUGAAAGGCCAAAAGACAGUGGGGACCUCCCAACUAUCACUGCAUCAGUGCCGUUCCUGCGAAACUUAUUCCUUGAGAUGCAAAGAAAUGGAAAAAUGUUCCUGCAAGAUGUCAUCAACAAAAACAUUGUAUGCUUCUUGAUUCCUCCCAAAACUCAUUUGCUUGCUACUCCCUGCAAUCCUGUUUACGCUCUGAACAUCAAACAGCAAACUCUGUACAUACGAGGGGAUCUGGACCUCAGCUACAGAACGUCUUCUAAUGAAGACAGCCAGAGUCAGCUUCUCAUCUUCCAUUUUGGAGAGUCUGACAUCCUUAAACAGUAUAUUGUUUCACCUCCAGAGUCCUCACGACAACAAAAAACACUGAGCUUUGUCACUCUAGAGGAAAACUGCAAUCUCUACCUUCAGCAAAGAGCACUGUCUGUAGAUGAAAGGAACAAAGCUAUCACACAAACAUGGAAGCAACUAGAGGAAGCUGCAAUGAUGGAACAACAGAGACACAGCAGAGCUGCAGCCAGCUGA
This is a messenger RNA of Xiphias gladius (swordfish), 1749 nucleotides long. RefSeq names its product WD repeat domain 93 (gene wdr93). Gene Ontology annotation, biological process: electron transport chain. Gene Ontology annotation, molecular function: protein binding. The record is from RefSeq and is a predicted model, not a curated record. NCBI's taxonomy places the organism in Eukaryota, Metazoa, Chordata, Actinopteri, Istiophoriformes, Xiphiidae. The transcript is spliced from 15 exons. Bases 1 to 1749 code for a protein of 582 amino acids.